Messenger RNA from Coregonus sp. 'balchen', 12161 nucleotides. The record is from the annotation of a GenBank genome assembly. NCBI's taxonomy places the organism in Eukaryota, Metazoa, Chordata, Actinopteri, Salmoniformes, Salmonidae.
AUGUCAACCACCGCUAUGGGUGACUCUGCCUUAACUGGCUUAGAGGCAGCAGGUGUGGAUGCUGUUAACCCUUUAGGGAGCUCCAAUGGCAGCUUGUCCACGAGCAGUGCCUGGGGCAUCAGUGGCAGCGGUCCGUGGCUGUUGGCGUGCUUGUUAACCCUCAUCAUCCUGAUGACGGCUUGUGGCAACACACUGCUGAUCGCUCUGGUGUUUGCCCAACGCUCCUUACGCAACACCUCCAACUGUUUCCUAGUGUCUCUCUUCCUGUCGGACCUGAUGGUGGCGCUGGUGGUGAUGCCGCCAGCCAUGCUCAACGUGCUGUGCGGGGCCUGGGUGUUGUCACCAGGCUUUUGCCCUGUGUGGCUCUGCUUCGAUGUCAUGUGCUGCAGUGCCUCCAUUCUCAACCUAUGUGUGAUCAGCCUGGACCGCUACCUCCUCAUCAUCUCGCCGCUGCGCUACAAGCAGAGGAUGACCCUUCCCCGGGCCCUGCUUCUGGUGGGAGGGACCUGGGGUCUGGCCGCCCUCGCCUCCUUCUUGCCCAUCAAGAUGAACUGGCACAGCUUGGGUCACCGGAGUGGGCAUUCCCCAAUGCAUGGGGCUGGCAGUGCCAACAUCAGCACAUACCCAGAGCUAAGUUUGCAGUACCCCGCCUCCUACUUCCAGCUGUCGCCCUCCGAUGGCCUGUCCUUCCAGUGUCGUCUCCGGGUCACCCUGCCCUUCGCCCUGGUGGCGUCCGUUCUAACCUUCUUCCUGCCAUCCAGCGCCAUCUGCUUCACCUACUGUCGAAUUCUCCUGGUGGCAAGGAGACAGGCGAGGCGGGUGGCGGCGCUAACUCACCCUCCGCACCCGCAACAUUUGCCCAGGGGCCCUUCUCAGCCUCCCUCACCAGGUGGGGGCGCCAUGGGACAUGCUCAGCAUGACAGAGAAGACUACAGUCAUCAGGAGCGCUCUAUGUCACGUCAUGUACCGGUGAGAGGGAGAGGGGAGUUGUAGAGGAAAUUAAGGGAGAUACAUUGAGACUACAUCCCAAUGCUGUGUAAACUGUCACUGCAUGAUCACUGUGUGCCUGGAUAGGUUUCCACCAUGAUGCCUUCUCUGCCUCUCAGAUUAGUUGGGUCGUUCCACGAAAAGAGUGCAUUUUGCGUCCCUUUGAUAUUUUAAUAGCAAUUGUGCACCAAUAUUGAAUUGUAAAAAAGCCUGUAUAUUAAAUGAAGUGCUCUUUCAAUGUAGACCACAUUGAGAAUUCAAUUAAUCUGAUAUUUUUAAUAUUCUACAUUUUGACGUCCCUCCAUGCACUCUCUAUGACUUCUGGAAGAUUUUAACCCACUUAACCCCAAAAUGUCUCCCAAGUUUUCACCAUCAUUGUAAAGCCAUAGUUAUUUUGUUGCUUUGACAAAGUCGUUCCUGAAGAUUAUUAUUUAUUCAUGUGAUUAGUGAUUCAUUUAAGUCUGUGCCUCAUUUUAAGGUCAACCCUGUUACGUUAACUGAACUCUCAUUUUAAUAAGGUGAAACUAUUGCUUUAAAAAAUAAAAUAAUAGUCAAAUCAUAGUGUGAGCUAAUUCUACAAUUUUGGGCCAUUUUCUGGUGUUUUCUGGUGGAAAACUGACCUGGUCGAGCAUAAAGCGUCAACCCUGUUACCCAUAGAUAGAGAAGCUAGAAAUGUUUUAACAAUAAAUAAAUAAAAUUAAAUGCCACUCCCUGCUUCACACAACAAGGGGAUUUAUGGUUGAUUUAAGAUGAAGUCGUCAACUCUUUCGAUCAACCCUGUUACUUUAUUUGGCACUUAAUAGGCACUUACUAUAGUAAACAUUUUGAUUGAACCACUUGAGAUGGGAAAACAUGUUUUUAAUGAAGUUGAACAUGUGCUCUUUAUGAUAGAAUGUUAAAAUGAGGUGAAAUUAAAUGGGGGGGUUUCAAAGUUACACUGCUUAAAAGGUACCAAAUUGGUGGAAUGACCCACUUGUCAUGAAGGAAAAGAAAUGUGGUGAUCUAGCUAAGAUAAUUAGGACAAGGCCAUUGAUUUGGGAGAUUAAUCAAGAAGGUGAGAUUAAAGAGCGACUGAACACGCCUAUUGGCACGUGUGUUUUUCUGUUGCUCAUUUGAAAAACUAGAUCUCCGUUUUUCAAGUGUUUCCUGACCAUUCCGCAUUUGGUUAUGAUGUUUGUCCCCCAUGGGACACUGUAGACGUGGAAGCGUAUUUAACUUCCUCAAAAUCCCCAGAAUUCAUAUAAAAUAACUCAAGAAAUCUGUAAUAAAUCUUGACGUUUUUGCAGAGGAUGUUUUAGUUGCGCAAUUUUACAUCUAAGGUGUUUGGUGCAGUAUUUCUGAAGUGAAAAAAUGUGCUACGUGUUGUCUUAUGCAAACAAAGUCGGAGCUGCUGGGGCAGGUCUGUCUCACUGUAUAUGCUAGUGGAUAGAGAGCAAUCACCGCAGCUGUUCACCCCAUGUUAGUGGGCAAAUGGACAUCGUCAAAUCAAAACCUAACCUUCAUUUACCCGUUGUAAUGCACGGAUGUUCCAGACUUCGUUUUAAACUACUUAAUUUAUGACCAAAAUGAUCCUAUUUACACUUGUAGUCAAUUUUGACACUAGAAUAACUGUUUGACUCAUAUAGGCCGUUUUCAAAGGGAUUCGUUGCUUUUUAAAGGAAGUCGCUCUUUAAAGGUGGAGUGGGUGGGUUACAGUGCCUUCAGAAAGUAUGCAUACCCUUUGACUUAUUCCACAUUUUAUUGUGUUACAGCCUGAAUUCAAAAUUGAUUACAUGUUUUCUUUCUCCCAUCUACACACAAUACCCCAUAAUGACUAAAUGAAGAAAUGUUUUAUAAUUUUUGAAAAUGAAAUACAUACAGUGCUGCUUGAAAGUAUGUGAACCCCUUGUGCAAUUACCGAUUUUUUUCAGUUUUUACCUUGAAAUCUUCAUUUAAUCAGAACCAGUCUUUUUGAUCUGACAUAACAGGUUUAUAUUUACCAAUACCAUAUGUUGGUGUAGAGGAAAUAAUGUGUGUAGUAGAAAAACAAAAUUAAAAAGGAAUUAGUGCAGGUGCAAAAAUAAGUGAACCCCAAAUUGCAUUGGUUAAAUCAAGUAGGUAAGUAGAAUCAGGUGGGUAAAUAAUUAGCUACCAAAUGAUCCAAUCAAAGGAGACAUCGUUAGGAAAGAGUUUGGGCGGGACUCUGAUAAAUAGAGAUAAGAAACCUGGUCAGUUUGGUGUUACCCAUCCAGGUGAAUGCAAAGCACAACAUGCCGAGAGGAAAGGAGAUCUCAGAGGACAUCAGGACGAGGAUUGUGAGAGCAUGUCAGUCUGGGGAAGGCUAUAAAAUAAUCUCAAAAAGAUUUGAGCUCCAUCAGUCCACUGUGAGGUAAAUCAUUUACAAAUGGAGAGCAUUUAACAUGACAGCAACUCGGCUUGAAGUGGACGCCCUUCAAAAAUAUCCCCAAGAACAAUAAUAAUUCAGAUAAAAGCCAACCCAAACAUAACAUCUAGAGAUUUGCAGACCUCCUUGCUGCAUCUCAGGUGACUGUGCAUGCUUCAACAAUAAGAACACUGAAUCAAAAUGCCAUUCAUGGGAGGGUUGCUAGGAAAAAGCCUCUGCUGUCAAAAAAUAACCAAACUGGCCGUCUUAACUUUGCCAGAGACCAUCUGGACAAACCUAAAGGUUUCUGGAAGUCCAUUCUCUGGACCUAUGAGUCCAAAAUUGACCUUUUUGGUCACAAUCAACACCGCUAUGUUUGGCCCAACACUGCCUACCACCAAAAUAACCUUAUCCCAACAGUCAAGCAUGGUGGUGGGAAUGUCAAGAUCUGGGGCUGCUUUUCCUCCUCUGGACCUGGACGAGUCCACAUCAUUAAGGGAACCAUGAAUUCUGAGGUAUACCAGGAGAUUCUUGAACAGAACGUCAGGCAAUCAGUCAAGGAGCUAAAGCUAGGCCGAAAAUGGGUCUUCCAACAAGACGACCCAAAGCAUUCAAGCAAAUCUACCAAAGAAUGGCUUAGGAGAAAGAAUAUUUGUGUUUUGGAUUGGCCAAGUCAAAGUCCUGACCUAAAUCCAAUCGAGAUGCUGUGGCAGGACCUGAAGCAGGCAGUUCAUGCCAGACACCCCUCAAACCUCACUCAAUUGGCUGUGUUCUGUAAGGAGGAGUGGGCAAAAAUCCCUCAAAACAGAUGUCAGAGACUGAUUACUGGCUAUAGGAGACAUUUAGUCCAAGUUAUUGCUGCUAAUGGAGGUGCCACAAGCCAUUGACUGAAGGGGUUCACAUUUUUGCACACAUCAAAUCUGAGUUUCUGUUAAAUAAACCACUUUUGUUAAAUAAAAAAUAAAAAUAUCAAAUCAUUUUAUUUGUCAUUUACUUGGAAUGUCUUUAUUACGAAUUGGGGUUUAGAUAAGGAUUUUAUGUUCAUUUUAAUAUUUUAUAGCAAAAUAAUGACCAGCCCUGUAGGGUUCACAUACUUUCAAGCAGCACUGUAUCUAUUCACACCCCUGAGUCAUUACUUUGUAGAAGACAGCUUUGAGUUGUCUUGGGAAUGUCUAUCAGCUUUGCACAUCUGGAUUUGGGGAUGUUCUACCAUUCUUCCUUUGCCGCAAUCUUCAAGUCUUUCCACAUAUUUUCAAUGGGAUUCAAUUCUGGGCUUUGGCUGGGCCACUCAAGGACUUUCACAUUCUUGUUCAGAAGCCAUUCCAGCAUUGCCUUGGCUGUAAGCUUGGGGUCAUUGUCCUGUUGGAAUGUAAAUCUUCGCCCCCAGUCUAAGGUAGUUUGCACUCUGAAGCAGGUUCUCAUCAAGGAUUUUCCUUUAUUUGGCUCCAUUCAUUUUCCUCUCUAUCCUUACCAGUGUCCCAGUCCCUGCUGCUGAAAAGCAUCCGCAUAGCAUGAUGCUGCCACCACCAUGCUUCACUGUAUGAAUGGUGUUAGACGGGUGAUGAGCUGUGCCUGGUUUUCUCCAGACAUACUGCUUUGCAUUCAGGCCAAAACGUAACAUUUUUGUCUCAUCAUACCAUAGAAUCUUUUGCCUUAGGCUCUGAGUCUUUCACGUGCCUUUUUGCAAACUCCAGGCGUGCUGUCAUGUGCCUUUUUCUCAGGAGUGGCUUCCGUCUGGCCACUCUCCCAUAAAGGCCAGAUUGGUGAAGUGUUUAGAGAUUGUUGUCCUUCUGGCAGGUUCUGGAUAGUCUGCGUAGUUCCAUAUUUUUUCAAUUUCCCAAUGAUGGAGAACACUGUGUUCUUAGAAACGUUCAACACUCUAGAAAUUGUUUUAUACCCUUCCCCAGAUAUAUGCCUCAUCACAAUUCUAUGUCAGAGAUCUACGGACAGUUCCUUGGACUUCAUGGUAUAGUUUCUGCUCUGACAUACACUGUCAACUGUGGGACCAUAUAUAGACAGGUGUGUUUCUUUCUAAAUCAUGUCCUAACAAUUGGCCACAGGUGGACUCCAAUCAAGUUGUACUGACAUCUCAAGGAUGAUGAAAGCAAAUUGGAUGCACCUGAGCACAGUUUGAAGUGUCAUAGCAAAGGGGUGUGAAUACAUACGUAAAUUAGAUUUCUGUAUUUCUUUUUCAAAUACAUUUGCAAAGAUUUCUAAAAAACAUGUUUUUACUUUGUCAUUAUGGGGUAUUGUGUGUACAUGGGUGAGAAAAAAAUACAUAUUUAAUCCAUUUUGAAUUCAGGCAUUCAGGGGUAUGAAUACUUUCUGAAAGCACUGUAGGUAAGCGAGUGUUUAUGUGUGUGAGAGUUGUCCUUGCCACUGCACUCGUUGAUCUCCACUCUAUUAAAGUGAGGUGGGCAGCUGAGGAAUUGACACACUGAAUACAAAAUUGUCUUUCAUCCACUAAAAUAAAUUAAACUGAAUAGUGAAAUAAGUGAAAGACCAUUUAAGUUGAAAGAUGGGAAAGAGCUUGAAAUUCAGAAAUGAAACAUGAUUAAAAAACAUCUGAAAGAGACAGAGGGAGGGACAAUGGCGCCUGUUGAAGGAGAAGUGGUAGUUAGAAUAAAUGGCACAGACCUUGCAUUGUAUUUAUGUAGUCAAGGGCCUGCGUCUACACUCCUGAGAUUGAGUGCCGAGGACAGUAAUUCUUAGCAAUGUUGUUCCACGCAGAGACUUUUCAAUGUAUUCAGCAACAUGUCACAUCUCUUUCAAUGUGAUGAUUACAUCUUGUGAAAUGCAAGCGUUAACUUUUUUCAGAGACUCUUCGACAAUAUCAGGCCAAGGAUGCAUCUAAAGUGUGUCUUCUUCUCUUGAAAGCAAUGUGGUGGAAGCUAUAGUUUAUUUUAUGUUGCCACUACAGUUAUAAAACCUAAGUAUUUACAUGGUAGCUCUUAAGGACAGUGUAAGUGCACAUUGUUACAUACAGUUCCUUGCAAAAGUAUUCAUGCCCUUUGGCGUUUUUCCUAUUUUGUUGCAUUACAACCUGUAAUUUAAAUUGAUUUUUAUUUGGAUUUCAUGUAAUGGACAUACACAAAAUAGUCCAAAUUGAUUUAGUGAAAUAAACAAAUAUUAAUAACGGAAAAGUGGUGCGUGCAUAUGUAUUCACCCCCUUUGCUAUGAAGCCCCUAAAAAAGAUCUGGUGCAACCAAUUACCUUCAGAAGUCACAUAAUUAGUUAAAUAAAGUCCAACUGUGUGCAAUCUAAGUGUCACAUGAUCUCAGUAUAUAUACACCUGUUCUGAAAGGCCCCAGAGUCUGCAACGCCACUAAGCAAGGGGCACAACCAAGCAAGCGGCACCAUAAAGACCAAGGAGCUCUCCAAACAGGUCAGGGACAAAGUUGUGGAAAAGUACAGAUCAGGGUUGGGUUAUAAAAAAAUAUCAGAAACUUUGAACAUCCCACGGAGCACCAUUAAAUCUAUUAUUAACAAAUGAAAAGAAUAUGGCACCACAACAAACCUGCCAAGAGAGGGCCGCCCACCAAAACUCACGGACCAGGCAAGGAGGGCAUUAAUCAGAGAGGCAACAAAGAUACCAAAGAUAACCCUGAAGGAGCUGCAAAGCUCCUCAGCUGAGAUUGGAGUAUCUGUCCAUAGGACCACUUUAAGCCGUACACUCCACAGAGCUGGGCUUUACGGAAAAGUGGCCAGAAAAAAGCCAUUGCUUAAAGAAAAAAAUCAGCAAACACGUUUGGUGUUCGCCAAAAGGCAUGUGGGAGACUCCCCAAACAUAUGGAAGAAGGUACUCUGGUCAGAUGAGACUAAAAUUGAGCUUUUUGGCCAUCAAGGAAAACGCUAUGUCUGGCGCAAACCCAACACCUCUCAUCACCCCGAGAACACCAUCCCCACAGUGAAGCAUGGUGGUGGCAGCAUCAUGCUGUGGGGAUGCUUUUCAUCGGCAGGGACUGGGAAACUGGUCAGAAUUGAAGGAAUGAUGGAUGGCGCUAAAUACAGGGAAAUUCUUGAGGAAAACCUGUUUCAGUCUUCCAGAGAUUUGAGACUGGGACGGAGGUUCACCUUCCAGCAGGUGGUAUGACUUAAAGAUUGCUGUACACCAGCGGAACCCAUCCAACUUGAAGGAGCUGGAGCAGUUUUGCCUUGAAGAAUGGGAAAAAAUCCCAGUGGAGACAUACCGCAAGAGACCUGCAGCUGUAAUUGUUGCAAAAGGUGGCUCUACAAAGUAUUGACUUUUGGGGUGCGGGGGGGUGAAUAGUUAUGCAUGCUCAAGUUUAGUUUGUUUCACAAAAAAAAAUAUUUUGCAUCUUCAAAGUGGUAGGCAUGUUGUGUAAAUCAAAUGAUACAAACCCCCCCAAAAAACAAUUUUAAUUCCAGGUUGUAAGGCAACAAAAUAGGAAAAAUGCCAAGGGGGGUGAAUACUUUCGCAAGCCACUGUAGUACUUAUAGCUAUUUAUACCUGUUUGCUGUUUCUACACAAUGAACUUUCUACGCAUUAGAUUUGUACUCACCCUGGAAUUGUUUUAAUUCCAUUGAGUUCAUUUGAAAAUCCUUGAAAAUGUUCAUGCCGCAAACGUGUGUAACAGUUUUAAGAAUCAUAUAACAAUGUGGACCUGUAGCUACCAUGUACAUUUAAAUACAUACCUAGGUUUUUGGACACAUUGUGACGCAGUCCUUGUCUCUGACUGCCCUGUCUGUCCCUCUGUCCUCAGUUGUCGGUGAACAGCGAGCGGCGGCUGGCCCACAGGCAGGGCCGGAGGGCAGUGAAGGCCAGUCUGACCCUGGGAGUUCUGCUGGGCCUCUUCUUCAGCGCCUGGCUGCCCUUCUUCAUCACCAACAUGGCCCAGGUCAGUGACUCAGACUAGGUCAGCCUCUGGAUUAAAGGGAUAGUUCAGUGAUUUAAGCAAUCUAUCCCUUUAAUGUCGAGCUUGGAAGAGUAUACACGUUCUCCUGAAAUUCUAGUGAAAUCUCAAUUUCCAAACUUGCACUUUACGUCCACAUUAAUAAAUGAAAUUGGCUUAUAAGAUGCGCAAUAAAUCUGGCCAUUAUUUUUUCUUUAUCAAUGAUGUUGUGCCUUGUUGCAGUGUUUGCAGUAAACUUUUUGAUUCAAAGGACUCCCUUAACAUCUUAAAUCGAGGGAUUUUCAGGAAAAACGAUGAGCCAAAACACUAUGGGAUCAGUUAGCUGCUCUGAGCUGAGACUAAUAGAAAUAUUUCAAUUGGUUGCUGCUCAUAUUCUCAGGAUCAAAACUUGCAAACCACAUGUUUGUCUAUCUAUUCUCAUUAUGUUCAUUGUGUACAGCCUAUUCAUUUACAUUAAUUCCCUGUAUUACAGAACCUGGACCAUAUCAAUUCAAUGUCUGAUGCAUCGUCUUAUAGCAAUUAAGCUCCCCUUUGUCUGUGCUUUAACUCUGAGGUUGCCUUAUUCCUCUGACUGGGAAAGGUGUCAGCUAAGUGUGUAAUAUAAAAGGAUUUAAUCUAAAUUGGUAAUUAUUGUUGUCCUGCUUUCAGGCUUUCAAUGAUCCAGUCAUUUCAUUUCCCAUCUGUGUCCCUUACUUCACUCCUCCAGAAUAUAGCAGAGAGAGGGCUCAGUGUGUCUGGCUUCCUCCCCCCUCCCUUCACACUCCAUGUGGUAUGUGAACACCCACUCACUCACCUCACUCCCUGCCUCCCUCCUUCAUCUUGAUAAUAUAGGACACUUUCCUCCAAUAGCAGUCUCCUCCCUCUCUCUCUGAUAUGCCAUAGUGAGCCAAUGUCCCUAAUUUACAUUGAUAUGUUCUACUCAGGCCCAAUUACAGUAGGUGAUGUACACUGAUGAAAAGAGCAUUUGAAAUAUUAUUUUCAGUUUUACCUUAUUGGCUACAUUUUCUGUUGGCUACAUACAGUGCCUAUCAUAAGUAUUCAAUGCCAAGUGUGCAAAGCUGUCAUCAAGGCAAAGGGUGGCUAUUGGAAGAAUCUCAAAUAUAAAAUAUAUUUUGAUUGGUUUAACACUUUUUGGGUUACUACAUGAUUCCAUGUGUUAUUUCAUAGUUUUGAUGUCUUCACUAUUAUUCUACAAUGUAGAAAAUAGUAAAAAUAAAGAAAAACCCUUGAAUGAGUAGGUGUUCUAAAACGUUUGAACGGUAGUGUAUAUACAUAUUGAAUAGAUAUGUCAAUACAGAAACACCUUUGGCAGUGAUUACAGCUGAGCCUUUUUUGGGUAAGUCUCUAAGCUUUGCACACCUGGAUCAAUAUUUGCCCAUUAUUCUUUUUUAAAUUCUUCAAGCUCUGUCAAGUUGGUAUUUAGUAUUUUAUUCAGAUCCCCAUUAGCUGUUGUAAAAGCAGCAGCUACUCUUUCUGAGGUCCACACAAAACAUGAAAUAAUACAGAACAUUAAUAGACAAGAACAGCUCAAGGACAUAACUGCUAAAUGGCUGUCUAGCAAUGAUCAACAACCAAAUUCUGGGGAAGUGCAAAUACAGUGCAUUCGGAAAGUAUUCAGACCCCUUCCCUUUUUCCACAUUUUGUUACGUUACCCCCUUAUUGUAAAAUUUAUUUUUAAAAACAUUUCCCUCAUCAAUCUACACACAAUACCCCAUAAUGUAUGUUUGCAAAUGUAUUAAAAAUGAAAACCAGAUACCUUAUUUACAUAAGUAUUCAGACCCUUUGCUAUGAGACUCGAAAUUGAGCUCAGUUGCAUCCUGUUUCCAUUGAUCAUCCUUGAGAUGUCUCUACAACUUGAUUGGAGUCCACCUGUGGUAAAGUCCAUUGAUUGGGCAUGAUUUGGAAAGGCACACACCUGUCUAUAUAAGGUCCCACAGUUGACAGUGCAUGUCAGAGCAAAAACCAAGGCAUGAGGUCGAAGGAAUUGUCCAUAAAGCUCCGAGACAGGAUUGUGUCAAGGCACAGAUCUGGGGAAGGGUACUAAAAAAAUUCUGCAGCAUUGAAGGUCCCCAAGAACAGUGGCCAUCAUUCUUCAAUGGAAGAAGUUUGGAACCACCAAGACUCUUCCUAGUGUUGGCCGCCCGGCCAAACUGAGCAAUCGGGGGAGAAGGGCCUUGGUCAGGGAGGUGACCAAGAACCCGAUUGUCACUCUGACAGAGCUCCAUAGUUCCUAUGUGGAGAUGGGAGAAUCUUCCAGGAAUCAAAUCAAAUCAAAUUGUUUGUCACAUGCGCCGAAUACAACAGGUGUAGAGCUUACUGUGAAAUGCUUACUUACAAGCCCUUAACCAACAAUGCAGUUCAAGAAAAAUAUUUACUAAAUAAACUAAAGUAAACAUUGUAUAAAAAGGACAACCAUCUCUGCAGCACUUCACCAAUCAGGCCUUUAUGGUAGAGUGGCCAGAUGGAAACCACUCCUCAGUAAAAGUACAGCCCACUUGGAGUUUUCCAAAAGGCACCUACUAAAGGACUCUCAGACCAUGAGAAACAAGAUUCUCUGGUCUGAUGAAACCAAGAUUGAACUCUUUGACCUGAAUGCCAAGCGUCAAGUCUGGAGGAAACCUGGCACCAUCCCUACGGUGAAGCAUGGUGGUGGCAGCAUCAUGCUGUGUGGUUGUUUAUCAGCAGCAGGGACUGAGAGACUAGUCAGGAUCAAGGAAAUGAUGAAUGGAGCAAAGUACAGAGAGGUCCUUGAUGAAAACCUGCUCCAGAGUGCUCAGGACCUCAGACUGGGGCGAAGGUUAAUCUUCCAACAGGACAACGACCCUAAGCACACAGCCAAGACAACGCAGGAGUGGCUUCGGGUCAAGUCUCUGAAUGUCCUUGAGUGGCCCAGCCAGAGCCCGGACUUGAACCCGAUCAAACAUCUCUGGAGACCUCAAAAUAGCUGUGCAGCGACGCUCCCCAUACAACCUGACAGAGCUUGAGUGGAUCUGCAGAGGAGAAUGGGAGAAACUCCCCAAAUACAGGUGUGCCAAACUUGUAGCGUCCUACCCAAGAAGACUCAAGGCUGUAAUCGCUGCCAAAGGUGCUUCAACAAAGUACUUAUGUAAAUGUGAUAUCUGUUUUUUUUAUUCAUUUGCAAAAAUGUCGAAAAACCUGUUUUUGUUUGAUCAUUAUGAGGUAUUGUGUAUUGUGUGUAGAUUGAUGAAAACAUUUUAUUUUAGAAUAAGGCUGUAACGGUCUGAAUACUUUCCGAAUGCACUGUAUAUCAGGCUUGCCAUAACAAAGUGUGUGAAUACUUAUGCAACCAAGACCUUUUAGUUAUACAUGUUUUAUUAAUUUGUAAAGUCAUCGGUGACAAAAACAAAAUCACAAUUAAGUCAAUUUCGAUCCCACUUUGUAAUGCAACAAAAUGUGAAAAGAAAUCCAAGGGGGGUGAAUACUUACGAUAGGCACUGUAUUUCCGACAAGCUACAUAUUUCUGAUAAGAAUACUUUUCAUUUGAAUGUUUGUUUCACAAAAUCUUAAUGUUGUGUACAUACUGAACACAACCCCAGUGCCUGUCUGUUGCCCUCUCUCUCACCUGUCAGGCGGUAUGCGAGUGUGUUCCCCUGGCACUCUUCGAGGCCAUCACCUGGCUGGGCUACUGUAACAGCACCAUGAACCCCAUUAUCUACCCGCUGUUCAUGCGCGACUUCAAACGGGCCCUGGGGCGGCUGCUGCCCUGCUGCUCCACCCGCUCGCCCCGCAGACCCUCGCCAGAGCUCUCCCUCUGCAACUCUGGUGAGCCCAACCUGCCCACAGAGCCCCCCUCCCUGGCCUCCGACCCCCCACAGCCCCCCGCCACCGCCACAGACGCCGUCAACUUGUUUGACGCAGAGCAUGCUGGGAUUGAGCUGCCCCUGCUGCUGCCCAAUCAGGUGGACACGCUAGACUGA